Molecule: messenger RNA, 915 nt
Organism: Cuscuta epithymum
Lineage: Eukaryota; Viridiplantae; Streptophyta; Magnoliopsida; Solanales; Convolvulaceae
Source: the annotation of a GenBank genome assembly
CCGAGAGGUCCGUUGCCAUAAUUACUUCUCUUAAUUUCUCUCAUUCUUACCCACAUUUGAUCUGAAUGGCCGAUAACAUCGAAGAAGAUAAAGGAGCUGCGGCGAACAUCUCAACAAUGUCGGUAACGGAAACGCCGAAGGCCCAUGAAACUUCUUCUGAAUCACCGAAGAAGCCCGUGAGUUUCACCUUCUCCAUCUGGCCGCCGACCGAGAAAACCCGUGACGCCGUCAUCAAUCGCCUCACCGAGACAAUAUCGGCGCCGUCCAUUUUAUCCAAGCGUUACGGCGUCAUUCCACAGGAAGAGGCUUCGGAGAUCGCGAAGCGUAUCGAGGAAGAAGCUUUCAACGCCGCUGCAGAGUCAGCCGGAUCUGUAGAUGGGGACGAUGGUUUGGAGGUUCUCCAGGUCUACUCCAAGGAGGUCAGCAAGCGUAUGCUAGACACCGUCAAGUCCAGAUCCGCUACUUCGCCGGUGCCGGAGAGUAAACCGUCGGAGAUUGAUGAGAAGUCCGACGCUCCCCCUGCUAACAGUGAUGAGAUCCCAGUCGCUGAGGCCGAAUCCUGAAAUGCAAAUGAGGUUUUCUAGGGAUUCUAUAUAUCAAUUUGAGAUCUAAUUUGUGUUCUCCUUAGAUUCAAACACCACUGUUUAUGUCUAUCAGAUCUAUUCAAACUUCUCUAUUUCAAUUUUAUGCUUGUCUAUUUUUAUGCUAUAUUUGUCUCUGCGUAUGGCAGACUUGAGAAACUUGUAUUUCUAAUUGUGGGUUUUCACCAGAACCUGUUAAUGUGCAGCAUAUCAUCAUCAUAAUAUAAAUUAAACAUUGAAAUUAGAUGGUUUUAUUUGCAAUUUCAGACUGCACUGACUGGAAAGAAAUUGGAAAUCAAUUCCAAUAGAAAUUCCAAAGCCUUUUGGUUUCUUU